This is a messenger RNA of Etheostoma spectabile (orangethroat darter), 1416 nucleotides long. RefSeq lists its product as uncharacterized. The transcript has 10 exons. Gene Ontology annotation, cellular component: plasma membrane. NCBI's taxonomy places the organism in Eukaryota, Metazoa, Chordata, Actinopteri, Perciformes, Percidae. The record is from RefSeq and is a predicted model, not a curated record. Gene Ontology annotation, biological process: cell adhesion. The coding region runs from base 77 to 1375 and encodes 432 amino acids. Gene Ontology annotation, molecular function: sialic acid binding.
CACUGUGGAGUGAAGAGAGCAGCAGAAUAAGAUAAAAAGAGGAAUAGAGACGCACUGUGCCAAUCACUGAACCAGGAUGUUUGUUCUCAUCUGGGCAACUCUACUCUUCUCUGUGAGAGACACGGGUGCAUCAGUGGAGGGAAAACCAUUCUGUGAUAAAGGAUUCUGUAUCACUCUUAGUGAAGGAGAAAUAACAGCAGAGGCUGGACUCAACAUCACUACAGAGGAGACUGUGACUCUGGAUGUGGCCUAUGUGAAGGAAGUUAAAAUCACUGGUAAUACAAGUGUGAAGGAGGGUGAGACUCUGAAUCUGACCUGUAGUGUUGAAAGUUUUCCUCCAUCUCUAAUCACCUGGACUAAACUCGGCUCAAACAGAAUCUUGAACAAUGACACUGGAACAGCCACACUUGUCAUCCCUGACGUGACGGCAGAAUUUUCUGGACAGUACAUAUGCACAGCAAAACAUAAGGACAACCGAUUGAUGAAAGAAGUAAACAUAAGAGUGAAAUUUUUUCCAAGGAUCCUGAGCAGCUCUGGAUGUGAGGUUCAGUUGGGGGUCCUAACCUGUGUGUGCAUCAGUGAGGGGAUUCCUUUACCCACAAUCCAAUGGCCUCUGUUGAAGAACCAUGCUGAGUACUCUGUUAUGACCAAUAUGUCACACCACAAAGUGAACAUCAGCUCUACUGUAUCUGUCAAAGAUUACAACUACACCACUGUUGAGUGUGUCAGCAGCAGUGACGUUGGGGAAGAGAAAAGGAACCUUACGAUAAAAAACAAUGAUUUCAAACCAGAGGAUCCAUUCAAGACAUUUUUCAUGACUUUACAUAAACAUCCACAAGUCAUCAUUGCAUUUUUGAUUGGGAUUCUCCUUACAGCAACCAUCUGCUGCUUGGACAGAAAAUGCCACAGGAAAAAACAAAAGAGCACUAGGAAUGAUAUUGAGACUCUGGAGAUGGCGACAACUGAAGCAGAUCCAUUGAUCAAUGCUGGUCACGCAGUGGAAAAUGAAGAAGCCAAUGACCAAGAGGCAGCUGAAGGAAGAGCCGAGGCUGCUGACCAACCAGCCGCUGGCGUUGACAUGGAACCAAAAGAGGUGGAAUACUCUGACAUUGACUUCCACUUGUGGAAUAGGAAGAGUCCAGCAGGGGCAAAGAAUGCACAAGAGACCACAGAGACAGAGUAUGCGGAAAUUAAGAACAAAGAAAUGGAGGAGAUACAAGACAAUGGUGGAGAGGGUGGUGAAAUGUUGGAGGGCAAUGAGGAGGAGGUGACAAUAAGGGAAGAUAAGGAGGCACAAGAGUGUAUGUCGGCAGAGGAGGGAGGAGGGGAUGAGCUAGUUUACUCUAAUGUGAAAGAAAUAAUGGGAGAGACUUAAAAAGUUAAAGAAACGGACAGAUGUUAUACAGAGGUACAUUU